This is a messenger RNA of Callithrix jacchus (white-tufted-ear marmoset), 2703 nucleotides long. RefSeq names its product LSM family member 14B (gene LSM14B). The record is from RefSeq and is a predicted model, not a curated record. Gene Ontology annotation, molecular function: mRNA binding. Lineage: Eukaryota; Metazoa; Chordata; Mammalia; Primates; Cebidae.
CCUCCUCCCCCGCGUUCCCCUCGGAGUCCCGGCCGAGAGCCCUUCCUGCUCGGUGCCCGCGCAGGCCCCUCGGGCGGCGGCGAGGAGGCGCUCCGGCGGCGGCGGCAGGGCGGAGGAGCGCGGGAGCGGGCGGCCAGGCCACCGCGCGGUGGCGGAGCGGGCCGCGGCCCGGCGCUUGUUCCCUCCCGGCGGCCCAACGCGCCCCGGCCGCCGCCAUGAGCGGCUCCUCAGGCACCCCGUAUCUGGGCAGCAAGAUCAGCCUCAUCUCCAAGGCGCAGAUCCGCUACGAGGGCAUCCUCUACACCAUCGACACCGACAACUCCACCGUGGCUCUCGCCAAAGUGAGGUCCUUUGGCACCGAAGACCGUCCCACAGAUAGGCCUGCUCCCCCCAGAGAAGAGAUUUAUGAGUACAUCAUUUUCCGGGGAAGUGACAUCAAAGAUAUCACUGUGUGUGAACCUCCGAAAGCUCAGCACACACUCCCGCAGGAUCCUGCCAUUGUUCAGUCUUCCCUGGGCUCUGCCUCUGCCUCGCCCUUCCAGCCGCACGUGCCUUACAGCCCUUUCCGAGGGAUGGCGCCCUAUGGCCCGCUGGCGGCCAGCUCCCUGCUCAGCCAGCAGUAUGCCGCCUCCCUGGGUCUAGAGAAGUUGGUAAGCCCUCCAGCCUCAGCCGCUGCUUCCAGCCCUAGCUCUUCUCCAUCUCCACAGCCCGUUUCAGAGCUUGACUUGUCCUCAGAGCCACAGCAGCUCACUGCCAAGGGAGCUGGUUUUCCAUCCAUCCCAGUCGGCAAGAGCCCCAUGGUGGAGCAGGGUGUCCAGACUGGUUCUGCUGAUAACCUAAAUGCUAAAAGGCUGUUACCUGGCAAGGGCACCCCAGGGACGCAGCUCAGUGGUCGUCAGGUCCCCCCGAGCAGCAAGACCACCAGCGAUGUAGUCCAGCCGGCAGCUGUGCAAACUCAGGGGCAGGUGAAUGACGAGAACAGAAGACCUCAGAGGAGGCGAUCAGGAAACAGGCGAACGAGGAAUCGCUCCAGAGGGCAAAACCGUCCAACUAAUGUCAAGGAAAACACAAUCAAAUUUGAGGGUGACUUCGAUUUUGAGAGUGCAAAUGCCCAGUUCAACCGAGAGGAGCUUGACAAAGAGUUUAAGAAGAAACUGAAUUUUAAAGAUGACAAGGCUGAGAAGGGGGAAGAGAAGGACCCAGCUGUGGUGACCCAGAGUGACGAAACGCCAGCCGAAGAAGACCUUCUGGGGCCCAACUGCUAUUAUGACAAAUCCAAGUCGUUCUUUGACAACAUCUCUUCUGAACUCAAGACCAGCUCUAGGCGGACAACAUGGGCCGAAGAGAGGAAGCUCAACACGGAGACCUUUGGGGUGUCAGGGAGGUUUCUUCGUGGCCGCAGUUCUCGGGGUGGAUUCCGAGGAGGCAGAGGCAAUGGGACCACCCGUCGCAACCCCACUUCCCACAGAGCUGGAACUGGCAGGGUGUGAGGAUGUAGUCAUAGGCUCCUACUGAAGUGGCGCAGAAAUGAUUCUGUGUGUCAGGACACAAGAAAAACGCUGCACUUACAGGGAGACGUGGUCACUUUGUUUACGGAGUUUGGAAGAUUCCCAUACUGCUACUUAUGUUUUGGACUUAACUUGGACAUGGUCUGAGUUAGAACCACUUGUUUUGGGGAAGUAUUCAUGGGUAACCUCUUUGAGGUGUCUUUACCUAUGUUUCCUUUAGUUGCGCAUAGCCUAAGUCUAAGGUUUUGGUAUUUUGCAAAAAGGUUUCUAUAGCGAAAGCUGAAUCCUUACUUUGUGACUUUUUUUUAAAUGACAGCUUUGACUUUUAAAAGUGAAACCAAAUCUCAUUUGGCAGAUGUGGCAGCCAAGUGCAUCUCUGUAACCCUGGCCCCUGGUGCUGCUGGCCUGGCACCCCCACUGCCAAGGGUGGGGUCUCAGGAGUCAGGCAGGGCCAGCACAGGUAUGGGAGGGAGGCGGGUGGGUGAAGGGCAUGGAAGGGUUGUGCUAUGGAUCAUGUUGUAUAAGUGAACUAGACCACCCUGAUGACACCCACAGUAAUGUUGUCAAGGUUGGGACUGGCCCCAGGGGUGGGUGGAUUAGAAGCACUUGGGAGUAGUGGCCAGUGGCCCUGGAUGCCAACCACGGAGCUGCUGCACAGAGCCUCGUGUCCAUGAGCUUCCAGGUCGCAGUUGGAGCUUGGGAUGAGCCCCUGUGGCGCCCUGGUCCCUGCCAGGCUCUGACCUGUGCCAGUCAGUCAUGGCUGGACUCUGGCCACACACUUUGGUGUUCUCAUCUACUUGGAAAUGAGCCAGUCUUUUUUGCAAGGUCAGUUGACCAAGAGCAUAUUUCCCCUCUGUUGUACAUUGUUCUUUUGUGUUUUUGUUUUAAAGGUGGGUGGAGGGAGGGCAGGGUCUACAUUUGGGGUCUACACUUGUUGCAUGAGUCGAUGGGUCAGAACUUUAGUAUACGCAUGCAUCCUGAGUGACAGGUCAUUUUGUUGAAUAUAAGCACCUUGGUAACUAAACCCUUCUACUAGCUACAAAGGCUUUAGUUCUGUAUUGAUUAAGUUACUGUAAAAGCUUGGGUUUAUUUUUGUAGGACUUCAUGGCUAAGAAUUAGAACAUAGCAAGGGGGCUCCUCUGUUGGAGUGACGUAAAUUGUAAUUAUAAAUAAACACGCAAACCUUUAAAACUUC